CGAACCCAACGUUACAUUAGAAUUUUCCGGUUUUUGCCGUUGCUAUUUCUCUCAACCUCCCAAAUUCACUCCCUGUUUCAUUGGCCCGCCCUUCCACUUCCAGAUCCAGAAAACGAAAAAACAAAGAGUUCGACCACCCAUUUGAGAGAUCGAUUCCCACUGUUGACUGUUCCCCUGUUUCAUCCCCGAGGAAUCCAAAUAAACAAACCUCUUCUCUCGUUUGUCUUACCAUUUUAUAAUCAUCAAAGACAGCUUUGCGGGAACCCCUACGUGCUGGUCCAAUCAAAUGUUAACGAAAACCUCAAAAAGAUGGUCCAAGUUGCUUCCUUUUCUUCUCUUUCUUUCCCCAUUUUCCCUCCAUUUGUUCCUUUCCUCUGUGCUUAUCACCCAGUUUCCUUCCCAAGAUACUUCCUCACUUCCAUCGCCCGAAUAUUCAGAACCCCCUUAUUAUUUCCUUUUCCGUUCUUUUUUGUGCUCCAUUUUCUUGUCCCCCUCGACCCUGUUAUGCUCUGCUCGUUUCCACCUUUGAGAAAAAAUGUCACAUGUUGUUAAUAGGGCUGCUUGGGACGAUAUUUCUUGACAAAGUUGACUUUCUCGAGGAAAUUUCCUCACUUUCUCUCCUACCCAUUGCUGCUGGCAACGACUGCUUUCAUGGGUAGUCCCCAUUUUCUCUCUUUCUCCGCCGCAGUAGCAUCAUCAUCACCUACGACAACAAAACCCUUUUCCGCCGCUUCCCUUUUCUCAUUUCUGGUAAUUGGAUCUCUUUCUGCUUUUUUUGCUAAAUUGCCCUCUUUUUUUUUCUGGGCUUUAAUUCAGUCAAGUCAGGGUCAUCUGGGAAAAGAAACAACGCGAAAGUCAGUUUCUUUCUUUGCAUUUGGGAGUUAGCGUGAUCGUUGCUUUACUUUUAUUUAUUUGAUUUGUUUAUGUUCUUCUUCUUUUUUCUGUCUAUAGGAUUAAACGAUUUUUCGACAAUCUCAAUAGGCGCGGAGGAGUUGUUGAUGGAACAGUUUCAAUUGAAGAAAACUCUACCUUUCAGAUUUUAGUUUUUUUUCUUCUUCUUCUUUUUCGUGCUUGGUUCCGAGUGGAGUCUACUCCUUUGUAAUUGAUUUGACUGAAUGAGAGAGCAUUGCAUUGUUCUUCAAGAUAUGAGAAUGACCAACCAAGACCACAGAAAGCGGUCUUUCCUGCAGAAGAUAUUCUCGUCCAGGGAGGUGAUCGUGACGAGAUCGAGUGGAGACCCAUUCAAUUCUUCCCCUGAAAGGCGGACCGGUUCAGCGCUUGAGGCUCUUUUUUCAAACCAUUUGACUUCACGGAUGCCUAAUCAGCAGACAGCAGAAGAACCAUUUAGAAUUUUUGUGGCAACAUGGAAUGUGGGAGGGAAAUCUCCCCACAGCGGGCUAAAUCUGGAUGAUAUUCUCCAAGUUCACAACCAGGCAGACAUAUAUGUCUUAGGCUUUCAGGAAAUUGUUCCAUUAAAUGCUGGGAAUGUUCUUGUGGCAGAGGACAGUGAGCCUGCUGCAAAGUGGCUUGCCCUUAUCAACCAGUCUCUGAACAGAUCAUACACUGUAGGUUCAAAAGCGUCAAAGCCCUUUGCAUCUCUUGGAAACCCGCUUCCAUUUCAGAGGCCUUCUCUGAGGAAGGUCUGCAAGAGCUUCAGGACCGAGAGUGUACGCCGCCUCAAGACCUGCAACUGCAGUCAUGUGAUGGACAGGAAGAACAACAAAGACUCCUGCCUUUGGUGCCCUCAGACGAACCUGGGGGAUGACGGAUUGUCAUCAGAAGAGGAGGAGGAUGGACUCAAUGGCUGUGGAUCUUCGGAUAUUGUUGCUAAUGGUGACAAUCACUUGAGAUACAGCCUUAUUGUGGGGAAGCAAAUGGUUGGGAUUUUUCUCACUGUUUGGAUGAAGAAAGAGCUUGUUCAAUAUGUUAGUCACUUGAAAGUUUCUUACAUUAGUCGUGGAAUCAUGGGUUGCCUUGGUAACAAGGGCUGCAUAUCCGUGAGCAUGUCUUUCCAUCAGACGACCUUUUGCUUCAUCUGCAGUCACUUGGCAUCAGGGGAGAAAGAAGGAGAUGAGCUAAGGAGGAAUUUGGAUGUGAUCGAGAUACUAAAAAACACUCAAUUCCCCAGGACUUGCAAAUCACCCUAUAGCAACUUACCCGAGAGAAUCAUCCAACACGACCGGAUCAUAUGGCUCGGUGACCUCAACUACAGAAUAGCUCUCAAUUAUUCGGAAACUCGAAAGCUCCUGGAACGGAAUGACUGGAAUGCACUCUUUGACAAAGAUCAGCUGAAGAUUGAGAGGGAAAAAGGUAAAGUGUUCAAGGGAUGGAAAGAGGGGAAAAUCUACUUCGCACCGACUUACAAAUACUCCUGGAACUCAGACAUUUAUUCUGGAGAAACUGUAGACUCCAAAAACAAGAGAAGAACUCCAGCUUGGUGUGACAGAAUACUCUGGCAUGGGAAUGGGAUGCAACAGAUGUCGUACGUGAGAAAGGAGUACCGGUUCUCGGAUCACAGACCGGUAUGUGCGACGUUCUUGGUUGAUGUAGAGACCGUGGAAGGUGCUUCGAGGAGGGCAUCAUCCGCGUAUCACAUUUGAAAAAUGGAAAAGCUAUGUGUUUGCUGAAUUCCUGCUAACCAGAAACUUGUGGAAAUUGGAGAAAGAUAUAAUAGAGAUACAAGUUUUAGUCUUUGUUUACACACCUCAUUUGCAUAUGUUACAAAGAAAACCGUUCCCAGAGGAGAAAGAAAGAAUAGAGCAUUUCCUUUUAGUUUUGUGGGUUUCUUCUUGCCUAACUGUAUAGAUAGGAAGUGGGUGGUGGUGGUGGGUGUUGAUAGUGUUUUCUUCAGAGCAAAGCCUUCUGGGUCCUAGAAAUUUCAUUUGGGCAGAUUUGUAUACAUACAAUUGUGAAGAGUUUCAUUCCCAAGGAAACUUGAGUGCGAUUCAUGGAAUGUGUUGUAUAAGCUUUGGUUUGGUCCCGUUGUGGGAGCCAUGGAUAUAGGCUUUGCUGUUGCGGGUGGAGAAAAAGAAAGGCUAGGCUGAGAUGAAGGCGUUCAAUUGAAAUAUUGUUAUGGGAAUGAAAGAGUUGGCAUCACGUUCUAUUGUUUUAAGUUUGAAGGCCGAAAACAGGUUAGAGCAGAGAAUAUGAUUUAGCUGUAUGUAUGUUGUGUCUGUUGUCCAGCAUCAUGACUUUGAAUGUGCAGAGACAAAGUUAAUAGGUAACCCACUAAUCUAAACGUGUUUAUGAAAGAUCCAUAUUAGAGAAAUAAAAUGAGUUAAUGAUCGAUGGGGCACUAACAAAUCAAGUGGAGAUUGUAUAUAUAUAUAUUAUAUCAUAUUGUCGCUGAUCGAAAACAGGUGGAGAUAUGAUUUUCAUAAACAUGCAUGCUGACUUAGUUGGAUGCAUGUGUUGUUGACAUGCAUUUAGUGAAAGAAAUCUCAUAAAUCAAAGUGCAGAUUCUUUAUAUGGAUUAAAUAGCUUUCGAUUUUAUAAAUUUCAGUAAAUCUUAAAAUUUUAAGAUUCAAAGGUACUAACAACAUCCUUACAUGUUUCUAUUCCUUUUAUUUGAAAUACAAGAUUGAUGUUCUU
This is a messenger RNA of Linum trigynum, 3591 nucleotides long. The record is from the annotation of a GenBank genome assembly. NCBI's taxonomy places the organism in Eukaryota, Viridiplantae, Streptophyta, Magnoliopsida, Malpighiales, Linaceae.